Leopardus geoffroyi (Geoffroy's cat) is the source of this 9527-nucleotide messenger RNA. It is a transcript of the gene GNB1L, whose product is annotated as G protein subunit beta 1 like. Lineage: Eukaryota; Metazoa; Chordata; Mammalia; Carnivora; Felidae. The transcript is spliced from 8 exons. The record is from RefSeq and is a predicted model, not a curated record. Gene Ontology annotation, molecular function: protein binding. Bases 119 to 1165 code for a protein of 348 amino acids.
CUAGUGAAUCCCUGGAUUGAGCGGCCCUGCUGUGGGGACCCCGUAUGCGUGCAUACGACCAUGGAGCAGAAGAGCACAGCCAGCAGUGCUCCUGGUGGUAACUGCACCUCCUCCCAGUAUGGCAGCCUCGCCGCUCCCACCGCCAGACCCGCGGUUUGUCCUCCGAGGUACCCAGUCGGCAGUACACGCGCUGCAUUUCUUCGGAGGAGCCGAAGAGCAGGGGCAGCCGCUCCUCCUCUCAGGAUCCCUGAGUGGGCUGGUGCACAUCUGGAGCCUGCAGACACGGAGGGCGGUUGCUACCCUGGACGGCCAUCGGGGCCAGUGUGUAACCUGGCUGCAUUCAUUGCCCCAAGGGCACCAGCUCCUCAGUCAGGGCCGGGACCUGAAGCUGUGCCUAUGGGACCUGGCGGAGGGCAGAAACGCUGUCGUGGACUCCAUGCGCCUGGAGAGCAUGGGCUUCUGCAGGAGCACCGUCCUGGCCAGGGGUCAGAGGCACUGGAUGCUGGCCAUGCCGGGGAGAGGCAGUGACGAGGUUCAGAUUCUGGAGAUGCCAUCCAAGACGUCAGUGUGCACCCUGAAGCCGGAGGCAGAUGCCAAGCCGGGCAUGCCCAUGUGCCUGGAGCUGUGGCAGGCCGAGUCCAGUCCCCGCCCACUCCUCCUGGCCGGCUAUGAGGACGGAUCAGUGGCCCUGUGGGACGUCUCUGAGCGGAAGGUGUGCAGCCGUGUCGCCUGCCACACAGAGCCCGUCAUGGGCUUUGACUUUGACUCCCAAAAGGCCAGGGGCGUCUCGGGCUCUGCGGAGAAGGCGCUGGCUGUCUGGAGCCUGGAUGAGCAGCAGGCCCUGCAGGUAUGCAAAACUCAUGAACUCACCAAUCCUGGGAUUGCUGAUGUCAAGAUCCGGCCAGACCGCAAGAUCCUGGCCACUGCAGGCUGGGACCAUCGUGUCCGUGUGUUUCACUGGCGGACAAUGAAGCCACUGGCUGUACUGUCCUUCCACAGUGCUACUGUCCACUGUGUGGCCUUCGCUGCCAAUGGCUUGCUUGCUGCAGGGUCCGGGGAUCAGCGCAUCAGCAUCUGGUCACUCUACCCGAUUAGCAGUGACUCAUCCACUCCCUUGUCAGGACAUGUGGAGGACACGGAGGUGGGAGCCCAUGCCUUGGCCUGACCCAGGCAUGUAGUAACCGUGCAUCAGGACCCUUGAGGACAACCAGUCACAGUUAUCUUCCUCCAGUUACGAGAGGUGUCCAGUCCUUGGAGUCCUCAUUUUCUUCACAAGGCUUGGGUUUCCUUUUUUUUUUUUUUUUUAAAUGUCUUUAUUUUUGAGAGAGAGAGAGAGAGAGAGAGAGGGAGACACAGAAUCCGAAGCAGGCCCCAGGCUCUGAGCUGCCAGCACAGAACCCGACACAGGGCUUGAACCCACGAACCGUGAGAUCAUAACUUGAGCCUAAGUCAGACACUCAACCGACUGAGCCACCCAAACGCCCCGGCUUAUGUUUCCUUUUGUGAAAUACAGCCUCUGUCUGACAGUGACUGCAGUUUACAAAGAGUAACCGGGCCAGACACCUGGGCAUCUGUGGUCCAGGUGAGAGGCCAACCUGGGGAUACUAUUUUAUAAUAAACUUCCAGUUGCAAACCUGCAGGUUCAAAGUACAAAUUCUCCAAGGUGACACCCUGCUUCCCCCUUAGAGUUAGCUCUGAGAGCCAUCCUCAGACUUUCCAAUGGGCAGGACAGUUGACCCCUGUCCAAUGGGGGGUACCGAAUGUGGUCCCCAGGUCCUGCUGACUCCAUGUGGCUCCUUAUACCCAAGGAUGGCCAGGAGCUUCUGAUGCACAGGGCUGAAGCCAGAACCAGUAGAAAGAAGUGACCAGACCCUUCAAGAGAACACGGCAGAAGCAGGGUGGCCACGGCUGAUGGCAAAGGUCAGUUGGAGCCACUGCCACAGAGCAAGGAUCUCUAAAUGCAGUGGAGUCCGUGGAUCUCAGAGUGGCAAGGCCUAGUGGUGGCACUUCAUGACCCAAGACAUGGUAGGUGUGGUUGUGUGGUGGGCAGCGGACCACUGCAGCCACCAGCAGCCAGACUCACAGAGGUGCAGGUGUGGGCUGGUGGCCUUGGGGCCCUGGAAGUGGAGCUGAUGGGAAGCCUACUCAAAUCUGGCUUGGUCUGCUUGAGCGGAAGCGUUCUGGAUCUAGCAGACAGAUGUCUGACCCAGGCCACCAAAACAGAGGCACAGCCCCUCCAUCACAGACCCAGGCCUUGUGAGGAAAGAUCGCACUGCACUGCUGACCACGUAUACUUCGGAUCUUCUGCCCAGCCUCCCCAGUGACCUACGGCUACUCCCGAGGGGACGGCACACUGUUGGAGCUCACUGACAGCCCUGCCUGGGGACUGGCGUACCCACAUGGGCCCUGUUGGACAGAGGUGCUGGAGAGUGUCCUCCGGCACCUUUGGGAGGGACCACACUGGCCCCGGAGUGUCCUGUGGCCAGGCUACCAGAUGUUAGGGGACCCAUCUAGAGGGAUUUCCACAGCAUGAAUGUCCGAAGGAGAGGCUCUGUUUAGGCUGCAGGCACUUGAACCUCACCAGACAUGAGGGGAACUGCCGAGUGAGCCACAUUCGGGGUGCUCCUCACAGGGAGGCUGUCAGGUCAGAGACCAUGGAGGGUGGCUGAGCCACAGCCCUGCCAUGACUCCCAUAUACCAAGGACGUUCUAGAACAGCAGCCGUGGGCUGCUCAGUGCUGCUGCUCACCUUCCUUCUCUUUCUCUCUGCAAGAGGCACCCAUCUGCUGACAUGACCACAGGCAGUGGGACACUGGGUUGUGGGUGGUCAUUCUGAAAAAUGAACCUUUGCUAAUCCUGCCCACGGCCAGGCAGCCACGGGCUGAUGCUAAACAGCAAAGGAUUGUUGGAUGAGUCUCGGAACGCACCUAGCCUCCUUGCUAAAGCAAAGGUGUGAACGCACAGAGUGGUGUCAACAUCCCACCCUCACCAGCACUUUUGGGAAUGGGCUGCGCUGCAGGCAGUUGCCGGGAGGGAGGGGCAUGCCUGUACAGCAGGGGAAGGGAGAGGCGAGCCCCUUCAGUUACUCUGCAUGCCCUUCAGGCAGCCCUGCCAGAACCCACUGCCAUGGCUGGGAAGCCUGUGUGGGGGUACCGUCCACCCUGCCUCAGCUCUGGCCCUGAGGCAUCAGGCCUGGAGCUGGUACAACCUCAAGAGGCUGUGAACCCAAUGGCCAAGGAAAUGGUGUCCCCGCCCCUUGUAUAUGCCUGUGUCAUCAGUUCAUCAGGAAUCUUGGGGACUCUGUCUCUUGGCAGAAUCACCAUAUUUACAAAAACAGCCAUGGAGGUGUGUGUUCCAGACAAAGGGACAGGGUAGUGCAAGUCAGCAUGAGGUUUAUUAAAGCCAGAGAUACUUCCAGAAUGUCUGAGGUGCUCUGUGUGUGUUGACUGCCUGUGUCUUGCCUCUGGAGAUGGUAGAGAGGAGGUGUUGGCAGACGCAGACCCGGCGUCCAUACCUGGCCCUCACCUUCCUGUUAAAGGCACCAGCAGAGGUGCAUAGAGGAUCACAGGCAACUGACCGUGCACUGGGCUCUGGGCUGUCCCACCGGGGUCACAUGCUGGUGAGCAGUGUCCGGGGACGUCUUGUGGCCAAAUCUCUACUUAUGGGGGCCAAAUUGGGCUGUGACAGCCCUGCAGGACCUGUGUGUCUCAUGGGGUCUUGUGGAUAGGCAAGCAUGUUCUGAGGCCAGCCAGGCUUUAUGGAUGUUAUAGGGAAAGACUGGUGGCCAGGACUUUUGUCCAUUCAGCUGAGCCACCUGGAACCGCAAUGGCACCAACUGUAUUAGAAACGCUGGUGUCUGAACCAGCGUGGCUCUCCUCUCGGCCCACCAUGUGGCCCGAGGUUUUGUACAACAGGAUCUGAGGACGUUAGCAAAUCACCACAGACCUGACCAGUCUCAGACUCCCCGCAGCAUCAUCAAAAACAGGGGCCCCACUCUGACGCCCAGCCUGAAGAAGAUGCUUCAUGUUUGCAAAGUCCCAGAUAGUCCUUGUCAUGUCCCUCCUCAGACCUGACCUGGUGUCGGUGGCUGGCUGCGCCACGGGACCCAGGUGUGCAGGAGCACUGCUGUCUUCCAACAGCUGUGCAGCCCCCUUGCUGGAAGCACUUAAGCUGAUCUCCCUGACCAUCCCAGGGUGGGCUGCAGAGUGGGCACAGCGGCGUCCCUGCAGCUCUCCCGCAAUGACAGGCAGGUACUCGAUGAGGAGGAGCCUCUGUGUAGAUCCACGGUUGUGCUUUACCAGAAGGAUGUGUGCAUUCUCAUGGCCAGUCCCUUUGCUGUUAACUUAGGGACCUUAAUGUUCUGGGAGUGGCGGCUUUUGCUUUGCAUGGAUGAUCAUAGCAGCUUUAUUCAUAACAGCCCUAAACUAGAAACACCCCAAAUGUAUUGACAGAUGAAGGGACAGAGAAGCAAACUAUGGUGCAUCACUACGUGCAGUCCUGCCAGCCAUGAAGAGGAGCCUGGAUGGACCCUGAGGAACUGGGCUUGGGUGGAAACUACAGUCUGCCAAGGUCCAGCCCAUUCCCAGAUCUCCCUCAGGCUGUGCAGGAUGUCUGCAUGAGGCACCCUGGGGUAACACCUCAAAACUGAUCUGGGCAUGGCCUCGGGCAGAGGCCCAUAGGAGGUCUCUCACACCCCGUGACAGUUUUCUCCACUUUCCAUUUUACCACAGUACAAAAGGCCUGCUUUUCCUUAAAGAUGUUUCCACAUGCCUCGUGUUGGCCAAUAAAACCUGUCCUUGGAAGUCCAGUUACCAAUGGUGUUCCUCAACCUAUUAAACAGACAAAAGAAUGAGAGCAGGGCUUGGGCUGGGCCUCCUGGCCUUCACCUCAGGCCAUGUGGGAAGCCCUACUCCCUUCCGGUCACCUGCCUGCAGGCCAGUAGCAACCACAUUUGCUGACAGGCCAUGUCUGCGUGUCCACAUGGUACCUUGGGGGCCAGGCCAUGCCUGUGUUCCUUCAUGUAAGUUGCUUUCAUCAAGACCCUUCCCAGCCCACCAGCACCUCCGCACACCCAGCCACGUCUGUCUGUGGCAUCUGGGUGGCUCUUCGAAAUCAUCCCUGUGAUUUUCUCCCCAUUUCCAAAGUGCCUUUCCUAGCCGAGCAACAUUUUUCAGGACUUCCACUUAAGCACUGUUUCAUUCAGAGGUCACUUUGAUUUAGCACAGUCCACAGUGGCCCAACUGGUGCUUCUUCAUCACCGACAUCGAUGUUAUCAUCCAGAAAGAUGAGGAAGGCCAUGGCGCGGGUGCCCAGGGGACAGGAAAUGCAGCCAGGCAGAGACCUGUGGUUCCCCAAGGGAAUGUAACUAGACAAGCAUCACUCAUCAUGUGUCCUCAGUCACCCUCACCCUCAGGAAGACCUUUUCCAGCCCAACCUAGCCACUGAGAGGGGCUCACUAGUGUCUCAAAGAAGUCUUCGUUAAUACUCUCUUAGUGGAGAAGCUGCACACAAUCAGAGAAAACUCAUUUGGGAGAAGCUAUAGACGUUUCUUGUGUGCAGCUCUGGUCAGUGUGUCCUUUUUUUUUUUUUUUUUUUUUUUAAGUUUUAUUUAUUUAUUUUGAGAGAGACAGAGACGGCGCAAGUGGGAGAGAGGGAGAGAGAGAAAAUCCCAAGCAGGCUCCGCAGCACUAUCCGCACAGAGCCCAGCGCGGGGCUCGAGCUCAUGAAACCGUGAGAUCAUGACCUGAGCCAAAACCAAGAGUCGGACGCUUAACCAGGCACCCCUCUGCUCAGUGUGUUCUGUUGUCCUGUCCUUGGCACAGCUUCCAUGGGUCAGGAGUGCGGGCACAGGAUAGCCGGGGCCGCUGGUGGGAACCUCACAGACUGUAGUUAGGUAUCAGUGGGACCGGGUCCUCUUCCAGCCCUCCUGGUUAUUAGCAGAAUCCACAAGUUUGUGCUAGAUGCCUGAUGCCCAAGGCCUGAGGCUCCUUCACAGCCAGCAGGCGUGGCCUUGGGGUAUUCUGUGCUGUGACUUUCAUGGGCCCAGGGUGUGAUCUGAAUGUUCUUUUGGGGAGUCCAAGCAUCCCCUUGCCACCACCUCCAGGGCAGAGGGUGCCUCUGGAAGGCUGGGACUGCAGCAGGUCCCACCUCAAGGCCACCUGCCCUGAAAGGCAAAGCAGCUGUGCCAUUCUGGCCAGCCAGCUCGGGCAAGUGGGUGGCCCGGUAUGUGCAUCUGAACCUGCCUCAGGAACCUUCUGCAGAUCCCCCUCCAGACCUCUGGUAACCCUGUAAGAGGGGUUCACAGCCAUUCCCACCCAGCAGGUGGGCAGCGCUUACCCAGCAUCCACCACAGGCCAGGUCCCUCUCGGACAAGCAGGAAGCUCACGGCAGACCUGGCAAGGACCACGGUCAGUCGUUGAGAAUUCAUCAUCUUUUCCUGCGCUCCCUGAGUUUCAUAGAUGGGGUAACGUCGAACAGCCAUGUGCUUUGGAAGUACGCAAACCAGCCUCCACGUCUGGUGGGGGGCAGUGAGCCCCAGAGAGCUGGACAAGGCACACAGACACAGGAUUACCCGAGGAAGGGCUUGCUGUGGCGCAGUGUCCAGGGAGACCUCGCUGCACUCGCUCGGCAGUCUGGCUUUGUGCUGACGUGCAGUGCGUGUCUUUACACUCCCGAGUGACUGAUGUUCAAUCAGGUGUUACCCACCUGUGUCUGUGCCAAGAAGCCACAGAACACCCUCUGCACAAAAGGACUAUUUGCACAAAGGAAAAAACAUUCCUUCAGGGGGUUCUUUAGAAACGCUUGAUACUCAACUAGCUAUAACUUCAUGGGAAAGCCUGGUGUCAAAGACGAGCUGGCACAGACGAACACCUUAAAGCUGAGUGUGCCGUGCACCUGUGCUCCAGCGCAGGCGAACCGCUGCUCCCCACCACGCCCCACAGCUCCAGCAGCGCAGCCGCCCCAUGUCCAGCCCACUCCCCUCUCCUACAGCAUCACUGCCCCCCAGUUUCACACGCGCCCUGCCUAGACUCAGCUUCCCCAGGCCAAGCUCACCAGCUUGUCUGGCACCUCCCUUAGGAGCCAGGCAGGAAGGAAGCACCUGGGCUGGACAGAGCUGAACAAGAUCCCGGGAGCCAGGAGGCUGCUAUUGAGUGGGGCAGACAUACACCCAGCCCACCCGGAAACAUGCCCACCACGUAUAGGAUUGUCAGUUCUACAAAGGAAGUUCCGAAACCACGCUGAGGAAAUCCAUGCAGGAAAACAUCUGAGUGGGAGACAGAGCCACAAACCAUAGGAAGUAGGGUGUACCUGUAUUGUGUGCUAAACUGAAACAGGUGCUCAUGGCCUUUAAAUGAAAUGUUUUAAAUGAAAUAUCCCUGCCAAAGGGGGAGUGCCUAGAGCCAUUCCAUGUGCACACCUGACACCCGACUUGGGCUCUCGGAUCUUGGAGCAGGGUCAGGAAAGUACACCUUGUGUGUCAUUGACAGACACCCUUGGGCAACAGCGUCUGGGACCUUGGCCCCACAAAGCCAAAAGUAUUCAUGUUUGCUGGCCGCCAAACAUUCUUUAAAGAAUAGCUGCUUCUGUGGCACAGGGCAGACGUGGGGAAUCCUGCUACGGCCACAAGGCCCGGAUGUGGUCAGAGGUGCCAAGAGCAGCACGAGAGGCCAAGGGGGGUUCCCACACAGGUCUGGGAUGCAUCAGGCAUCAAGCAGACAGUCAACAGUCAUCUGUUCAAACUGGUGAGAUUGUGAUAGGCCAAGAAUUCUCACUGACACGAAAACAAGAAAAGUUAACGUGAAGUAGACCAGAAGAAUAUUGUAACAGUUAAGUAGGCCAAGUGUGUCUGAACACUGCUAUGGUCUGAAUGUCUGUGUCCCCCUCCAAGUUCCUAGGCUGAAACCAACCCUCCAGGUGAUGGCAGCAGGAGGUGCUUAGGUCACAGGUGGAGCCUUUGUGAAUGGGAUUAGUGCCCAGAGAGCUCCCCCUGCCCUUCUGCCACUCAAGGACACAGGAAGUGGUCUCUUGCCACACACUGGAUCUGCCUUGAUUGUGGACUUCUGGCCUCUAGAACUGUGAGAAAUGAAUUUCUGUUGUUUAUAAGCCAUAGCAGCCUGAACGGACUGAGACAAAAUGUUAUAUUUUUAUUGUUUUUUAAGAUGUGGAAUGUUAAGGGGCGCCUGGGUGACUCAGUCAGUUGACUGUCCAACUUUGGCUCAGGUCAUUUUCUCACAGUUCGUGGGUUUGAGCCCCCAUCAGGCUAUGUGCUAACAGCGCAGGGCCUGGAGCCUGCUUCGGAUUCUGUGUCUCCCUCUGUCUCUGCCCCUCCCCAACUUGGCGUGUGCACUCUCUCUCAAAAUUAAAUAAACAUUAAAAAAAAAAAUGUGCCAUUAAUAAACCAGCCCAAACUCAGCAGUGUCCAGCAGUCAUCUGUACUCAUGGAAUCCAGGGGCCAGGAAUUUGGGAAGGGCUCAGCAGGGCAGUAGAGACCAGAGAGGACUGGGCACAGAGGACACUGUCGAUGUGAACGCUUCUGCAUGGCCUCUCAGCCUGGCAGUCUCAGGGGAGCCAGGCUUCUUACAUGGGGCCUCCAAGAGCUUAUCCAGCAGACCAGCAAGGAGCCUUCUUUGCCCAGCCCUGGUAUUCGAAAAGGGACACAAGACCCCACCUCAUGAGGGAAGAAAGCCAAAAUGUCUUCAUCCUUUACAAAAUGAGGCUUGUCCUUGUUUCUCUUUGGGUAGCAAGAAAGAGUGAGCACAGACAACUGAGACCCGAGGACUAGGGGGAAGGAGCCCAGGACAGGACCUGGGCCCCCUACCAUCACCAGGUGGGAGCACCGAGCCAUGCAUAGGGAGCACCCCUCACUCCACCCUGCAGGGUGUGAUGAACUGCUCAUGAAGAAGGUUACCCAUCCCAAAACACCAGGCUAGAUCUCCAAAUAAAUGGACAGCAGAUCUGGACCUCCCGUCCACAUGAAACCAAAGAAUCCUUCAUCUCAGGGAGAGAAGCUAAGGGUCAGAAGCUGAAAAUAAAUAUGAAGGGCGGGGCUGUCAUUAAGAGUUCCUCAACCUGUGGAGAAGUUUUGUUACAGGGUAGGCCAGACUCAGUGACAGCACUGGGCCUUCCUGUGGCGCCUAGCCUGGAGCCAAACAGCCCGCCGACCCAGUGGGUAGUCUGAGCCCUGGGGUUGCUGAGAACACACCUAAGGAAGAAUAAGAAACAAUCCAAAGAGAAACUAAACAUAGUUCAGUGCUUUUAGCACAAGCUUUUGUGAAUCUCAUAUGGUGUGUGUAUCUUUCGUAAGAUGUUAAGACAUUUUCAGAUCUAUAUGUUAGGCUUGUCACUUUUGUUAAAUAUUUACAAGUGUUUUUGAUGCAUUUGCAACCAAUGUAUAAAUGUCGGGGAAAUUUUAUUCUGUUAUAUCUGUAUACCUGACAUGUUUUAAUAUAUCACCCAAGUUAGGGUGUACUAUAGUGAGAAUUCUUUAUUAUACAACAUACAGUUUAUAAAUCUUGAGAAUUUAUCAAA